GUCUUCUACUGGGACUUUUGCUGUUUAUCGAGGGUGUGACAGAAAAUUUCGGUGCCGCUGACUAUAAUCGAAUGUUUUUCACAUUUACCGUUCGAUUGACCAAGUACCAUUCAAAGUACAUUUUUAUGGGUUAGUACUGUCAGAUUGUGCUAGGUACUUCACAUUAACCUUGUACAGCGAUCAAUAAAGGCUAACAGCACAGUACCACUUAAUUCUAGUAACUUCUAUCACCACUGUAAUGAACUAAAAAAAGGUAACAAACGACCUUUUCUGUGAGAAAUGUAUUGUCAAGCUCACGCGCAUACACUGCUGGCGACAUUCUAAAGCUUCGUUUUGCCCUCCCUACUGUGAUAUCGUAAUAAAUAUAUGACUCUUUCAUUGUGAAGUUGUGUAUUUGAGAGCCUGUCAUUAUAUUAAAUAAAUCAAUCGCUGAUAAACAUAUGUUAUUACUGGAUGGAGUGGUUUUAACUUUUCAUUACUUCUAAUAUUGUCCUUGAAUGCACUCUACAAAGGGAAUGCAAAUUUAGGAAUCUGAAAGUGUCCUAGUAAAAUGAAAACUUCCCCUUUUGCAGCUCACGUAUACAUGACAUUUCUGUAGACUUUCUGAUCAAGUUUCUACGUUCUUAGUAAUAUUGUGAUCGUUGUAAUUACUGCAUAUUUGUAUGUUAAUAAAUGGAUGAAGGAAUGUAGAUCCAUUAUAUAGUGGCAUCACAAUUUGCAUGUUUCGAGAUGCUUGUGCAUUACAUAGUCAUUGUAGCCUGCAGUAGGUUUUGGAUAAGAAUGGCAAGCGAGAAAGAGAGGGGGAGGCUGGGGGGGUCCUGAACAGCAGGCUGGUCAUUCUAGCCAGGUCUUCAGAUGGCAAAUUUUUCAAGAGACUGAUUUAGAACAUUAGUGCAGUGAUGCACACUCUAGCUAUGAGUUUCCUAAGUUCUUACACAGUUACGUGGCCACAACCUCCUUCCCCCUCCCACUCGUAGUCCAUCCUGUGUUACAUUCAAAACGGCAAUAAAUAAUCCUGUACUUGUAAACACUUCAGUGGAGAGCAGUAUUUAUUCAGACUUGCACAUUUGUCUGUGUUCGUCCACCUGCAUGUAAACAUGAAUGUGUGUGAAUGUGUGCAUGUGUCUGUGUGUAAAUGUCUCUUUACAGGAUUGGCGCUGUCUCCCAACUCUAUAAUGCUUCAGCACCCUCAGAAUUUGCAGUAACCAUGAUGGAAGCUCAGUCGGUGACCAUUGAGGAGUACCAGGAGGGAGAGCAGAUGCAAGUCGUGGAGCAGCAGACGGACAGCAAUCCAGACCUGAGGUUUCCGGAAGGGACUGCAGCGGGCGCCAGCAGCCCUCCUCCUCCUGAUUCGCGGACACCUAUGGAUGCCGACAAGGAGGUGAUCUACAGGCACCCCCUGUUCCCUCUCCUGGCGCUGCUCUUUGAGAAGUGUGAACAGUCCACACAGGGCUCGGACUGUGUCACCUCUGCCAGCUUCGACGUGGACAUCGAGAACUUUGUCCGCAGCCAGGAGAAAGAGGGCAAGGCCUUCUUCAGCGAUGACCCCGAACUGGACAACCUGAUGGUGAAGGCCAUCCAGGUGCUGCGCAUCCACCUGCUGGAGCUGGAGAAGGUGAGCGACCUGUGCAAGGACUUCUGCAGCCGCUACAUCGCCUGCCUCAAGACCAAGAUGAACAGCGAGACCCUGCUCAGCGGAGAGCCUGGCAGCCCCUACUCACCUGUGCAGACACAGACUUCUUCCUCUUUCACAGGGACGUUCAGCCCCCAGGGGAUUGUGGUGCCAGCCUCAGCUCUGCAGCAAGGGAACGUCACCUUGACGACCGUUAACCCAACCCAGGUGGUGGCAGGUGGCACUGUGUACCAGCCUGUCACGGUUGUCACUCCACAGGGACAGGUAGUGACGCAGGCACUCUCUCCCGGGACGAUACGCAUCCAGAACACACAACUCCAGCUGCAGCUGAGCCAGGACCUGAGCUUCUUUAACCAUGACGACAGCUCGUCCAAGAACAAGCGCGGAGUCCUGCCCAAACAGGCCACCAACGUCAUGCGCUCCUGGCUGUUCCAGCACAUCGGGCACCCCUAUCCUACAGAGGAUGAGAAGAAACAGCUCGCUACCCAGACUAACCUCACCCUGCUACAAGUCAACAACUGGUUCAUUAACGCCCGGAGGCGGAUCCUGCAGCCCAUGCUGGAUGCCAGCUCUGCAGAGACGCCCAAAACCAAGAAGAAGACCCCACAGAACCGCCCUCUUCAGCGCUUCUGGCCCGACUCCAUCGCCUCGGGCGUGCCCCAGCAACAGGUCACCAUGGCCGACGGCACCAUGGUGACGGUGAGCAUGGACGGACUGCAGACGCUGUCGUCAGACGGCGCGACGCUGGCGGUGCAGCAGGUGAUGAUAGGAGGGCACAGCGAGGACGAGUCGGGGGACAGCGGGGAGGAGGAUGACGGGGACCUGUCCGCCUCUAACAUGGCCGAGCUGGGCCUGGACACCAGUGACUCACUGCAGUAGGACUGGAACCUGAGACGCACGGUCGGCACAUACAGUACGCACUGAAGCACAUGCGUGUGCACAGUCUCACGCACACACACACGUACUCAAUCGCUGGCUCACUCACCCACACAAUCCAUACACUGCAGACACACACAAAAAGCACACACUUGCACGCGCAUGCGCGCACACACACGUGCACAUGCAUACACCCGCACACACACACAAACAAUGCAGAGAGCACAACCGUAGGACAGCUGGAAGCGCCCCGUUGUGGUUGGCACGUGCACAAAGAGGGCGCUGUGCUGUGCGUCAGGAGUUUCAUUUCAAAACCCCGUUUUACAAGCGUAGCUGUAGGAGAGUGCACUUUUUUUGUAUCAUACGGUAAAGCUUCGAAAGUGUUAAGCGCACCCUUGAGCAAGUUUUUAAGGUCGGUGAGUUAAGUAAACGUCGAUCACAUUUUUCACCCUUUUGUUUGGGGGUGCAAACUCUUACUUAUGCAGUCUGUCCUUCUGCUGGCAUGCCUGUGUUUGAAUAGCAGUGCUCACACACAGAGGAGGGCUCAAAUGUGCCCAUGAGAUUAACAGGAAGAUACCUUAUUUUUUAUAAUGAAAACCUGAGAAAUGACGGGUCUUUGUUUUGUGGUGUUUUUUCUUUUUCUUUUUUUUGUAAGGAAUAUUUAUGUAUAGAUUCAUAAUUAAGAUAGCUGCCCUGUUUUCUCAGGGCCACGUGAAUUUUUUUGGUUUUUUAUACGAACACACAAAAAAAAAUUAAUCGCAAUGGAUCGAAAUGUUAAAAAUGUCCAUGAGUAAAAUUGGUUUUAAUGUGAGCAAAAAAAAAUUGCCUUACUUUUUUGUUGUUGUUGUAAACGUAGCCUAAAAGCACAGGAAAGCUGAUUUCAGCACGGAAAAGGGCAACCUUGAAAGGAAGUGAAACUGCGGUCCGUUUGGUGCGUUUUGUACGCUUAGUGGUAAUGGACUGGAUGUGCCGGGUGACCUUUGUGGACCAGGUCACUGAUCCCAGGUCACUGAUUCUGGGCAUGUUGGGUUGGUCUCCAUAGUGACGCCUAAGCGCCCCGGUUUUUUUGCUGCAGUGAUUGCGGUGGUGAACUUGGCAAGGAACUGAUCACAUGGUUUUAUUUUACCAGCAGCCAGUUGAAUUUGUGCUCGCGCCCUUAAGGAGCUCAGAGUUCAGGGACGCUGCGUCGCGUGAACAUCUGCUACAGGAUGUGACAUCACCCCGGGAGAAGCAAUGGAGAGCGUGAUUAGUUCCCAUUAACUGGGGAACCUUGGUCUUUAGCUCAGCUGACUCGCGCGUCUUGUUGUGCGGAGUGGCCGGCUUAGGGCUGCGGUUUUGAAAACCCCGAAGGAGACCUACCCCCAUUAUCCUGUCACUCUCCCUGAGAAUGGCUCCCAACACACUGUGUACUUUGUAACGUUUGUCAGGCGGGAUGAAAUGUACCCAAAAGCCGUUCGGAGCAAACUGUUCACUGUGUGAGCGGUUGCACCACAGGCACAAAAAGAUAAACUGCCUCGUGUGGCAGAAAUGGAGGGGUUUUAUUGCACGCGAUAUCUUUUAUGUACACAUAACAGUAAAUAACUAGUAAAAACAAUGAUAGAUAGAACAAACCGAGGAGAAGGAGGAAUGGGUGGAGAGCAGCCACCCUCUUCAAGGCCCUGUUAGGGUUUUAUCAGCUGUUAAGGACACCCGCACCUUUGUGAUAUUAAAAAAACAGCCACACUUGCAAAGCUGACGGAUGUUUAUGCAGUUACAGCCUCAGUGUGUGUUCACAAUCUUACCUCAACACACACAUAUACACACACAGACACACAGGUGCUCUGUGAGUGUGCAUGAUCUGUGAGGUGUUUUUUUUUUUUUUUUUUUUUGAGGAGGGGAGAACGAAAACCACUCAUAAAAUGAUUUGUACAAAUAAUUCACUGCAUGAAUUUGGGUCAUUUUUCUUGUCUUGUGAGUUUUAUUUUUGUGCCAUUUGAAAAAUGAUAACGACACAUAAAAGUGAAGAUGAAUGAAAUGGUGAUCCUGAGGCUGGGUGCACUGCACCGGUGCUCCUGCUCCUUGUCUCUCUCGAGCUGCUCAUUCCUCCUCCCCCUCCGCUCACUUGCUAACUGUUUCUGCCUUAGAGCUUUAUAUUUUGGAAUAAACUCUUGCCUAACCUCA
This is a messenger RNA of Anguilla rostrata (American eel), 4669 nucleotides long. It is a transcript of the gene pknox1.1, whose product is annotated as pbx/knotted 1 homeobox 1.1. The record is from RefSeq and is a predicted model, not a curated record. Gene Ontology annotation, biological process: regulation of transcription by RNA polymerase II; angiogenesis. Lineage: Eukaryota; Metazoa; Chordata; Actinopteri; Anguilliformes; Anguillidae. The coding region runs from base 1136 to 2512 and encodes 458 amino acids. Gene Ontology annotation, molecular function: RNA polymerase II cis-regulatory region sequence-specific DNA binding. The transcript is spliced from 10 exons.